Salvia splendens (bonfire salvia) is the source of this 831-nucleotide messenger RNA. RefSeq lists its product as uncharacterized. The record is from RefSeq and is a predicted model, not a curated record. The transcript has a single exon. Gene Ontology annotation, biological process: negative regulation of abscisic acid-activated signaling pathway. Lineage: Eukaryota; Viridiplantae; Streptophyta; Magnoliopsida; Lamiales; Lamiaceae. Bases 1 to 831 code for a protein of 276 amino acids.
AUGUCGAAAAAAGUUCCAAAUGAAGAGGUUGAGGAAAAGAAUAUUAAAAAUAAAUCAGUGAUAAAAGGUUGUCCAUCACUAGAUUUGAACCAAUCCUCAGAAGAAAUGGAUCUCCAGUUAAAUCCUUUUCCUAACUUGACAGAUACCAGUAAAUUGGAGCCCUCAAAGGCAUCGGAGCCUCAGCAUGUGGUACACGAGGAGGAACCAGAAUACAGCUGCAACUUUUGCCCAAAGAAGUUCUUUAAUAAGCAAGCGCUAGGUGGACAUCAAAACGCUCAUAAAGUUGAGAAGGUCGGGCAAAAGCGAGCUUCACAAGGACAAGAAGCUACUUUAGGAUAUCCAGGUAAUGUCAUUAACUCCUUCCCUUUUCCAAAUUCCUUCAACGAAGUUCCGAAGAUGAUUAAGAGCGCACACUACCCGCAAUAUAUGGAGCAUCAAGUGCAGAAUGAGUGCCCAGGCUCCUUGUUCCCCAUGCCUCAUGAAUCUGGUGUAGCUCAGCCGUUUAGAUUUGGUGGCUUUUCCACUAUCCCAAAACAAUCCUCUAAACCACAAAUGGAUGCCCGUGACUACCCAGGCUCCAUGUUCCCAACUUCUAAUGGAUAUAAGGCACCGUAUCCCUUUAUGGAACUCAGUAGCAUUUACAAAAGCGUGGAAAUACCCCCUGUUAUGUCAAUUGGGAGAAGGACGGGUCCAAUAGGACAGGGCGCAAGUACAUCUAAUGUGAGCUCCACAGCCAUUGCAAAGAAUGAUAAUGCAAAGCAUCACAGACACAUCAAGAAUGCAGAGGUUCAACACCCAGAAGAUGGCCUCGACUUAUCAUUAAAGCUGUAA